This is a messenger RNA of Stylophora pistillata, 1012 nucleotides long. RefSeq lists its product as uncharacterized. Lineage: Eukaryota; Metazoa; Cnidaria; Anthozoa; Scleractinia; Pocilloporidae. The record is from RefSeq and is a predicted model, not a curated record.
AUGCCGCGGGGACUCGUGCAAAGGUUUACACACGAAAGCUUUGCUUGUGAAACGGUAGAUGAUACGAAGACACAAAGAAUUGAAGAACAAACAAGAACACAGAGUGAAUCUCAGACAUGGAAAGAUGAAAGAAAAUUCAGGAUCACAGCGUCAGAUUUCCAUAGAGUAAAAAUUAGGAAAAGAAAUCAUGGAAAGCUAUCACAGGAUAUGCUAUCUCUAAAAUCAUUUAGCACUGAAAGCACAAAACAUGGUUUGAAAUAUGAAAGCACUGCUUUAAGAGAGUAUGGUAGGUACAUGGAAAGAUCUGGAAAGCCAUUAAAAGUUCUAUGUAGUGGUCUAUGUGUAUCCAAAAAGCACUUCAUAUUGGGAGGUACACCUGAUGCCAGAAUAGUUGAUCCAGGUUGUAGAGAACAGUUUGGAAUAGCUGAAGUUAAGUGUCCACAUUCAAAAUUUUCUGUGAACCCUUUAGAAGCUUGCUCAGAUCCUAGCUUCUGUUUAGAAGAUGUAGGGGGUAUCUUGACAUUAAAAACAAACCAUGCAUAUUACGACCAAGUGCAGGGUCAAGUGGGUUUGACUGGUGCAUCCUGGUGCGACUUCAUAGUUUAUACCAGAAAGGGGUUAGCUAUUACAAGAAUUGCAUUUGAUGAGCAACACUGGAGUACAUUAAGGGAAAAAUUAUGUCAAUAUUACUUUAAAUAUUUUCUCCCAUUGGUAGCAAAGUCAUAGAUAUGGGUAUGUGUGGUUUCAUAUUGGCCUGAUCAAACCAAGUAUAGCUACAAUCAGUCCAAAGUGAAAUAUUGUGAUUGAAAAUCAUUCUUUAAAUCCUUUGUGUAAGAACAGUUUUCAAAUAGUAGAAAAACACCAUUACCAUGAAAUGGUUUGACAACUUGUCAAGUUUUGCAUAUGACAGUGUUAACUCACAUUUUCCCUAAAAAUCAUAUUAUUUUGAUCCUAAUAAAUGUUUGCUAUUCCAGAAAAAUAUGCUUCAGUGUUGGACUGAUAAUUAAUAUGA